AGAAUAAAUUUGUAUUAGUUUGGCUCCAAUAAAUUAUUUUAAAAAGUGUACAAAAGUCAUAUUUUCAUAGUUUUGUAUUCAAUUAUAUACAUGUAGUUGGAUUUAUCAAAAAAAUUUAAAUUCUUAUUGGACAAAUAUAAUAUUAUCAUGUUAGAGACGAUUCAAAUGUAAUAUGCAUUAAUUUUAUUCUACCAUCUGAGGGGUUUUUGGUCAGUAUCUCAUUAUUCAUUAACAUGAUUAUCAGAAUAAAAUACUCAGCACUGAAUCCCUGAUGCAUUAGGUGUAUAAUCCGUCAGAAAAGCACUUACAAAAAAUCUAUAAGUAUUAACAAAAUGAUCAAAAGUUCUAGACAAAAUAUGUAUAAACACCGAAUUAAAUAUUGCACACUUAACACUUUAGUCAUGUUUUAUUAGAAUCAAUUUGUUAUCUAUUGCCACGUUUGGCAUCCUAUACACAAACAUUUCACUUUUUUCACAACAUAAUGUUAAACACAUACUAAACUUGAUUAUAUAUUUAUAUGAAAUAUAUUUCUACAUGAUCUUUACAUGACUGUAAAACAGGUCACCUGUGAAAGUUCGAUAUCAGUGCGUUGUGCAUUAUCAAUAACUAAGAUAUGUUUUACACUUUGAACAGUUAACCAAUGUACAUAAACCAUCAUCGAAAAAAAAUUAAAUUGUGAAAUAUUAAGCCAUGGUGAAUGUUAUUUGAUUAUAAGUGUUGGUAAAUACGGGAAUAUAUUGUAUGAAAUAAACGAAAUAAUGAGAAUACAGGAUAAUGGAGGAGGAUAACAACACAGCAAGAGUCGAUACAGAAGUAACUGAUGUAGUUAAGUUCGAGACAAUAAAGGAAAAGAUAACAAGCCCUGUAAAGAAACUACUUCGUCUCGGGAAUGAACCUGUUUUAUGGGACGAAAGUGAAGAGUACGAUUUUAACCAUGCAAAUCGAGGUACCGCCAUUAUAUUUAACAUGGAACAGGUAAAAGCAGACAGCGGUGAACUAGAAGCACGAGUAGGUUCCUCUAUUGAUGCAGAAAGAGUUAGGGAAACUUUUGAAAGUCUUGGAUUUAGUAUAAGCUUCUAUGAAAAUCAGACAAAAGAACAAGUUAUGGACAUCUUGACAAAAGAGGCCAAGCGUGAUCAUAGCGAUGAAGACUGUUUUGCAUGUAUAAUACUCACACAUGGUAGUAGUUAUUACCGUGUUAAUUCAAAAGAACAAUACCACACCAGGGAAGAUAUGAUUAUGGCAGCUGAUACCACAAUGCUUACCAGUGAUAUCUUAAAACUGUUCUGUGACAGCAAUUGUAAAACACUGAAAGGAAAACCAAAGCUUUUCUUUAUACAGGCUUGCAGGGGAGACACUUUUGACAAAGGAGCAUUUCUUGAAACAAGAGACGAAGUCGAUGCUAAACCUGAAAAUUCUAUGGAACAUAUCCCAUGCCCAAUAUACAAAGAUUUCCUUGUUAUGUAUGCAAUAAAAUAG
Messenger RNA from Ruditapes philippinarum (Manila clam), 1479 nucleotides. RefSeq names its product caspase-1-like. Gene Ontology annotation, biological process: apoptotic process; proteolysis. Gene Ontology annotation, cellular component: cytoplasm. The transcript is spliced from 6 exons. NCBI's taxonomy places the organism in Eukaryota, Metazoa, Mollusca, Bivalvia, Venerida, Veneridae. The coding region runs from base 775 to 1479 and encodes 234 amino acids. The record is from RefSeq and is a predicted model, not a curated record.